Messenger RNA from Spirodela intermedia, 84 nucleotides. NCBI's taxonomy places the organism in Eukaryota, Viridiplantae, Streptophyta, Magnoliopsida, Alismatales, Araceae. The record is from the annotation of a GenBank genome assembly.
AUGCUCCACCAUUAUGGCUGGUUGCUUCAUGAGAGAGAGAGAGAGAGAGAGAGAGAGAGAGAGAGAGAGAGAGAUGGUGGGUGA